AUGGGUGUGGUGGAGGUGCCGUGCAAUGCGUCCGAGCACUCUGCCCUCUUCAGGCAUCUCAUUGAGCUCUGGGACGACAUCCGCUCCAAGAACGAGCCGACGUCCACUCACGUGCCCACACGGGUCCAGCGGAGCCUUCUGAUGAGCUCAGACUACAUGGUGGUCUCGCUGGCCAACAACCGCUUCUGCUUCAAGAAGGGCGUGUCACACAAGUCCAACGGCGUGUACCUGGUGAUCAAUCAAAAGCGGUGGGUGGCCUACCAGAAGUGCCACGAUGUCGCUGACUGCCCUGAGUUCCGGUCUCACGAGUUCGCUCUGCCGGAGGAGCUGCGGCCGCCCGCUGAGCCAGACGCCGUGGCCGAGGAUGCGGAUGCGGAAGGCAAGGACGAUCCCAUCUCCCAGGAGUUGUUGACCCAGCUCAUGCCAAUCGAGGACGAUCCAGUGACGCCUCCCCGACUGCCAAUCCAAAGGCGUGCGUCCAGAUCGCGGAGCGCCUCGCCCCUGGCGCCGUCGCGCAAGCAGCGCAAGCUGCGGAGGAAGAGGCAUUCACCAGAGGAUCGUUCGGCUGGGGAACCUCAGCCGAGCGGCUCCUUGCCUGAGUUGCAGUAG
Effrenium voratum is the source of this 609-nucleotide messenger RNA. Lineage: Eukaryota; Dinophyceae; Suessiales; Symbiodiniaceae. The record is from the annotation of a GenBank genome assembly.